Camelus dromedarius (Arabian camel) is the source of this 422-nucleotide messenger RNA. Its product is annotated as peptidyl-prolyl cis-trans isomerase A-like. Gene Ontology annotation, biological process: protein peptidyl-prolyl isomerization. The record is from RefSeq and is a predicted model, not a curated record. Lineage: Eukaryota; Metazoa; Chordata; Mammalia; Artiodactyla; Camelidae. Gene Ontology annotation, cellular component: intracellular membrane-bounded organelle. Gene Ontology annotation, molecular function: peptidyl-prolyl cis-trans isomerase activity. The transcript has a single exon. The coding region runs from base 87 to 380 and encodes 97 amino acids.
CAGCAGAAAACUUACAUGCUCUGAGCACUGGAGAGAGACGGUUUGGUUAUGAAGGCUCCUGCUUUCACAGAAUAAUUCCCGGAUCUAUGUGCCAGGGUGGUAACUUCACACACCAUAACAGCACUGGCGGCAAGUCCAUCUAUGGGGAGAAAUUUGAUGAUGAGAACUUCAUCCUGAAGCAUACGGGUCCUGGCAUAUUGUCCACGGCAAAUGCUGACCCCAACACAAACGGUUCCCAGUUUUUCAUCUGCACUGCCAAGACUGAGUGGUUGGAUGGCAAGCAUGUGGUCUUUGGCAAGGUGAAAAAGGGCAUGAAUGUUGUGGAAGCCAUAGAGCGCUUUGGGUCCAAGAAUGGCAAGCAAGAAGAUCACCAUUGCUGACUGUGGACAAAUAUAAUAAAUUUGACUUGGGUUUCAUCUUAA